Tripterygium wilfordii is the source of this 1627-nucleotide messenger RNA. RefSeq names its product probable sodium/metabolite cotransporter BASS1, chloroplastic. The record is from RefSeq and is a predicted model, not a curated record. Lineage: Eukaryota; Viridiplantae; Streptophyta; Magnoliopsida; Celastrales; Celastraceae. The coding region runs from base 116 to 1408 and encodes 430 amino acids. The transcript is spliced from 7 exons. Gene Ontology annotation, cellular component: membrane.
AACAUCCAGGUCAUACGGGGACCGAGGUCGAAGCCCAAGGCCUCGUAUGGUGUAGUGCUGUAGUGUCUACCGGAGAAACAACCCAGUGUCAAACGUCCCGAGGAAUAGAGAGAAAAUGCAGACCUCGCUUCCAUACUCUCAUGGAAGCACAAAUCUCAGGUUUAAAUCAAACGCAAACACGAAAUUUUCAAUUAAUCAGACAAGAAACACACAGCUGCAACUUCUCUUGACUGUUCUAGCCGAACCUUGCCGUUCACUAUCACCAUCUUGUUGCCAUCUUACUCUGAAGACUCAACAUCGAUUACAGCCCUCAUCACUACUCCAAUCAAGCAAAAUCAGUUGGAUUCGACCCUCCAAUCUAAUUCCCGGAUCAAGAAUUGCUCCAUCAGUAGCGCCACUUCAGUGUGGCAAUUCAUCAAACAGUUUCGAUGCUAAAACCGAUAACAGCAGCAGGAGUUUGAGAGACUGGAUUGAGCUGGUCGGGGAGGCUAUAUCUACUGCUUUUCCGAUAUGGGUGGCACUGGGAUGUCUAUUGGGGCUCCUGAAGCCAAGUUCCUUCAGUUGGGUUAAGCCUAAAUGGCCCGUUUUCUUCCUUUCCACCACCAUGCUUGGUAUGGGCAUGACCCUCACUCUCGACGAUCUUAAUGACGCUAUUGCGAUGCCCAAAGAAGUCCUCUCCGGUUUUCUUCUCCAGUACUCGGUAAUGCCAAUAUCCGGAUUUCUUGUGAGCAAGCUUUUGAAUCUGCCGUCCCAUUAUGCUGCUGGUCUAAUAUUGGUUGGUUGCUGUCCUGGUGGAACUGCAAGUAAUAUUGUUACUUAUAUUGCCCGAGGGAAUGUGGCACUUUCUGUUGUGAUGACAGCAGCAAGCACUUUCACUGCAGUGGUUAUGACUCCCUUCCUCACUGCCAAACUUGCUGGGCAGUAUGUUGCAGUUGAUGCUACUUCGCUGCUUACAUCAACCCUGCAGGUCGUGCUCCUUCCAGUAUUGGCUGGUGCUUUUCUUAACCAAUACUUUAACGGCCUCGUUAAAUUUGUUUCACCCUUGAUGCCACCCAUUGCGGUGGCGUCUGUAACUGUUCUAUGUGGAAAUGCAAUUGCACAAAAUGCUUCUGCAAUACUUUCAUCUGGCCUACAAGUUGUUCUUGCUGCAUGUCUUCUUCAUGUAUCUGGAUUUUUCUUUGGAUAUGUACUUUCAAGGAUGCUGAGACUUGAUGUGGCAUCUUCACGUACCAUUUCUAUCGAGGUUGGCAUGCAGAAUUCAGUGCUUGGGGUUGUUCUUGCGACGCAGCACUUUGGGAAUCCACUGACGGCAGUACCAUGUGCAGUUUCCAGUGUAUGUCACUCAAUCAUUGGUAGCAUUCUUGCCGGAAUUUGGAGGCAGAGUGUGCCAGCCAAAAAACAAGAUUGAAAUCCCAUGUGGAAAUUUAAACGAUAACUUAGGGAUUGGGCUCGCGAACAUGAAUUGUCUUGUUCGAUCAAUUAUGUUGAUAACUAUUUCCUUUGACAUGAUAUUUUCAAUAGAUCUUUGUCGAAAGGGGGUUGCUUUUAAUGUGGAACAAGCUUCCUGAAUUAUGUUAGGUGCAUCAUUGAUCCAAUUGGUAGAACAAUAUAAUUCCCUGGCUUGAAA